AUGGCAUUCGGCGGGCUUCUCGACAAUUUUCUUCAGGAGAAAUCGCGAGGCCUCGUGAAUGAUGGCAGCGCACACAAAUCGUCAAUGUUUUAUCAGCAUCGUCAAGAAUCCUAUUCAAUGUAUCAAAACUAUGGGAUGGCGACGAAGAAAAUGAGCACAAUCUCGAUGGUGAAUCCGAAAAUGAGCACAAUCUCGAUCGACGUCUAUCCGAAAUAUUCGCUGAGCGCGAGAUCUCCGCGUUAG
Molecule: messenger RNA, 243 nt
Organism: Caenorhabditis bovis
Lineage: Eukaryota; Metazoa; Nematoda; Chromadorea; Rhabditida; Rhabditidae
Source: the annotation of a GenBank genome assembly